CAGACAACGUGUCAGGCUGUCAGCGCACUCAUCAAAUAACAACACACACAACCACGGGCCCCCCUGCGUACGACACAGGACAGCAGCGUCAUCCUCUUUUUCCGCCAAAGGAGGACAGUGAUCCGUAUUUGCUCCCCCUUGGUGCGUACGACAAACAAGCAAGAAACAAGGCAGCGCAACCUCCCUGCCAGGUUUUCAAAAGUGAGCAAGCGAUUGAACCUCCCUUCUCCCUUCCUUCAAGGACCCAAAAAACACAAGCACAAGCACAGGCACACACAAGGCCAGGCUUCUCUUUGAUUGCUACGGAAGACACGCAUAGCGACACACGUCCCGAGCAAGAUGAAUGCGUAUCAUGCGCGUAAUCCCAAUAUGGGCGGCCGUCUAGCGGAACUCCUAGAUGCCGUCAAGGCAGAAUUUGAAAAUGUCACUCAAGAGGCCAGCGCCUACAAGAACUACAAGGACGACUAUGAGCAUAAAAUUGCAUCGCAGAUUCAGGAAAUGCAGAGUAUGCGUCAAAACGUCUACGAGCUACAGAUGGCGCAUGAAAAGAUGAAGCAAGUGUAUGAAGAAGAAAUCACGCGUCUUAGGCGAGAACUCGAUGCAAAGCCCGGAGCAGCCACGCACCCAACAGCCGGUCAAGGUAGUUUCAGCUUCCCGGCAAAUGAUUCUGCGCCACGCCCUAAAUUGGGUGCUGCAUCCAAUAUCUUUGGCGGUAUUAUUGCUGGCAAAGGUGGACAAGCCUUACCUGCUCAUACGGCUGAACAACAAGGAGGCCGGGCCGGUGCACCACCUGCUCAGCAGCAACAAGCCGGAUAUGCGAAUGGUGGCAUGCAUGCGAAUGGGGGUGGUAGUAUGGACCAAAAGCACAAGUUGGGCGGUUACCCGGAGCCUUCGCGACAAGGUGCUCCACCAUCGAUUCAACAACAGCAGCAGUUUGGUUAUGGUGGACCACCACCACCACCCCAGCAACAGCAGCCACAACCUGCUCACCCACAGCAGCAAGCUCCACUCGUUGCUACACCAGCUGGCGAAACGGCCAUUGCACAACAGCAAGCGCCUGUUCCUGCAACAACGACGCCUGCGCCUGAACCUGCUCGUCAGUCCUUCACAGAACUCGACAUUGAUUCUGUUCCUCGUGAGAUGAAGAAGGAAGGAAGUGAUUGGUUUGCUGUGUUUAAUCCAAAUGUCGCUCGAACGCUGGAUGUCAAUUUGGUGCAUACCCUCGAUCACAAUUCAGUUGUGUGUUGUGCGCGUUUCUCUGCAGAUGGAAAGUUCCUUGCUACAGGCUGUAAUCGAGCAGCCAACAUUUUUGAUGUCAAGACUGGUCAGAAGGUGACGGUGUUGGAGGAUACCGAUGCCUCAACGGAUGGCGACUUGUAUAUCCGCUCCGUUGCCUUCUCCCCCGACGGUACGCAACUUGCAACAGGUGCUGAGGAUAAAGUGAUUCGCGUUUGGGAUAUCGCCACCAAGAAAGUGCGGCAUGUGUUUACCGGUCACGAACAAGACAUCUACUCCCUUGACUUUUCAAAGAAUGGCAGAUUCGUUGCAAGUGGAUCCGGUGAUCGGACAGCGCGUGUUUGGGACCUCGAAGGUGGUCAGCAAGUCCUGACGUUGUCCAUUGAAGAUGGUGUCACCACCGUUGCCAUCUCGCCAGAUGGUAAUUAUAUUGCUGCCGGAUCACUCGAUAAAGUGGUUCGUGUGUGGGAUGCCAAGACGGGCUACCUCGUUGAGCGUCUCGAGGGACACAAGGAUUCCGUCUAUUCAGUCGCCUUUUCACCAAACGGUAAAGACCUCUACUCCGGAUCCCUCGACAAGACUGUCAAACUCUGGGAACUCUCUGCACCACGCGGUAUCCCGGCUUCUUCUACGCCAAAGGGCGGUGUGUGUCGUAUGGACUUUGCAGGACACAAGGACUUUGUCUUAUCUGUUGCACCCUCACCAGAUGGCCAAUGGCUCAUCUCUGGCAGUAAAGAUCGAAGUGUUCACUUUUGGGAUCCACGCAGUGCUCAAGUGCAAUUGCUCCUACAGGGACACAAGAAUUCCGUCAUCUCAGUGAGUGCGUCGCCACAGGGACACUUGUUUGCUACAGGUUCGGGAGAUUGCAAAGCACGGAUCUGGUCAUAUGAGACGUUGCAGUAAAGAUUUUUUUUGCAAGAUCAUUGGGGCCCGCCUCUUCCAUUGAUUGUCUGUACGGGGCAGUCUGUCUUUUAUGUGUUGUUUCAUUCUCGCUCUCCUAUUUCAUCUGUAACAGACAACCCAUCCAUCCAUCCAUCCAUCUCCACUUACUUGAUGAGCGUCUUGAGUGAUAACAGUGACUUUGCCAAGACACUCUCUUGUGAUAAAUUCUUGGCAAGUGAUAAAUCAGCCAACUGUCGUUUCUGUGAUUGCAACUUAAUCAUGGUCUGCUCAAUACUUCCUUCCACCACAUAACUCACAACAGCCACCUGUUUGCGUUGUCCAAUACGAUGACAACGAUCAACGGCUUGUGCAUAGAUACUUGGAUUCCAACAAGGUUCCAUGAAAAAGACUCGAUUCGCAGCAACGAGAUUCAAACCAACACCACCAGCGCGUGUUGAAACAAGCAUAACGCGAACACCAUCUGCUGAAGCAUCA
Protomyces lactucae-debilis is the source of this 2613-nucleotide messenger RNA. Its product is annotated as WD40-repeat-containing domain protein. The record is from RefSeq and is a predicted model, not a curated record. The transcript has 3 exons. Lineage: Eukaryota; Fungi; Ascomycota; Taphrinomycetes; Taphrinales; Protomycetaceae. Gene Ontology annotation, molecular function: protein binding. The coding region runs from base 340 to 2139 and encodes 599 amino acids.